This is a messenger RNA of Jatropha curcas, 1666 nucleotides long. It is a transcript of the gene SOS5, whose product is annotated as Fasciclin-like arabinogalactan family protein. Gene Ontology annotation, cellular component: plasma membrane. Lineage: Eukaryota; Viridiplantae; Streptophyta; Magnoliopsida; Malpighiales; Euphorbiaceae. The record is from RefSeq and is a predicted model, not a curated record. Gene Ontology annotation, biological process: mucilage biosynthetic process involved in seed coat development; multidimensional cell growth; abscisic acid-activated signaling pathway.
AAAAAUUCAACAUCACCUUCUUUCACUCUCAUUCUUUGCUCUCUCUCUAUCUCUCUCUCUCUCUCUCUCUCUCCCUCUGUCACUACUCGCUCACUUCACUCACUCUCUCUCUCUCUCUGCUGGAGCCUCCAUUUCUUGCAGAGAGGCGCUCAAAAAAAAUAAUGGCACCACCACCACUAUCGCCACCUCUAAACCGAUUUUUCAAUUCCCAUUUUACCCCUGUCAUACUCACUUAUUUACUCCUCCUAUCCUCUACCUCUGCCAUUAACAUCUCCACUCUUCUCUCUUCUUACCCUGACUUCUCUUCCUUCGCUUCUCUUCUCUCCUCCAAUCCUUACUUAUCUGAUGACCUCACUCACCGCUCUUCUCUUACUCUUUUGGCUGUCCCCAACUCUUAUCUCUCCGCCUCCGUCGAUUUCACGCGCCACCUUUCUUCCUUCUCUCUCGCCGACCUCCUCCGCUACCAUGUUCUUUUACAGUACUUCUCUUGGUCCGACCUCCACCAGAUCUCUCCCUCCGGGGUACUUGUCACCACUCUUUUUCAAACUACCGGCCGGGCAUCUUCUAACUCCGGGACCGUUAACAUUACCCGGAAUCCAACCACCAACACCGUUACUAUAAACUCUUUAUCACCUUACUCUAACUCAAACGCCACCGUGUUGUCUCUUGUUAAAACGUUCCCUUACAAUAUUACUAUUCUUUCUGUUAGCUCCCUUUUAGUCCCCGACGGGUUUAAUUUGAUGGCGUCGGAGACUCGGCCGCCGUUAGGGUUAAAUAUAACGAAAGCAUUGAUCGAUGGGCAUAACUUUAAUGUGGCUGCCUCGAUGCUACAGGCGUCUGGUGUGGUUGAUGAAUUCGAAGCCGAUGAAAGAGGCGCCGGAAUUACUCUUUUUGUCCCUAUCGACGUCGCUUUUGCAGAUCUACCGGCCACCGUCAGUUUUCAGUCGUUGCCAGCUGAAAAAAAAGCUGUAGUGUUGAAAUUUCAUGUUUUGCACUCUUAUUACCCACUAGGUUCUCUCGAGUCGAUUGUUAACCCAGUUCAGCCCACAUUGGCGACGGAGGCGACCGGCGCUGGAAGUUAUACUCUUAAUAUCUCAAGAGUUAAUGGUUCUGUGGCAAUUGAUACAGGGAUUGUUCAAGCAUCAGUGACGCAGACGGUUUUUGAUCAGAAUCCAGUGGCGAUAUUUGGGGUAUCGAAAGUUUUAUUGCCGAGAGAGAUUUUUGGCAAGAAUCCGUCGAUAACGACAAGUAAGCCGGGUAAUGCCGUGAUGGGUACAGCUCCGCCGCCGGAUAUCUCUCUCUCACCGGAAAGUUCACUAGGAUCCGAUGGGCAACAACCGUCUCAUGUUUCAUCGCCACCGGAUUUUAGAGAAGACAUUAAAUCCGGAGCUAGAACUGAAUCCGCCAUUAAUGGAUUGCGGAGCUUGAUUCUUGCUCUGGUUUGUACAGGAUUGUUUGUAGUGGUAUGAGCUUUUUUUUUUCAUAAUUAAUUAUUUUUCUUUCCUUUUUCUUUUUUUUUUUCCUCAUUUGUACACGGUGAUUGAAUUUGGCUAAAAAAGCAGCCAUUGUUUUUUUGGAUUUUGUAUUUUUAAUUUUUGUCUAAUUAUUAAUUUAUUGUGUUAAUGUUUCAAUAAUCUAUAUAGAAAAAGAGCAAAUAUUUUUUUUC